AUUGCACCUUCCCCUCAUAUCAACCGUCACCAUGGCUCAGAGAGAUCCUCGCUUCAACCAGCAUGUCCUGGUGGACACCACACCCAUGCCCGACCACAUCCCCAAGGUGGAGGAGAUUGGUGCCACAUCUGCACCCCUCCACAGCGCAGCGUUCUACAUCGGUGACCGGUGCCGUGCCUUCAAUGACGAUUAUAUGAAGUGCAAGGACGAGGCAAACGGCCGCGGGGAGAUUGAUUGCUUGAAGGAGGGUCGCAAGGUUACGCGCUGUGCCGCUAGCGUUCUCAAGGAUAUCAACACCCACUGCCUGGAUCAGUUCAAGGCCCACUGGGAGUGCCUCGAGAACAACAACCACCACCUGUGGGAGUGCCGCAAGGCUGAGAUGAACCUCAGCAAGUGUGUUUUCGACAAAUUGGGCCUGAAGAAGACCCUCCCUGGUGCGCCCGAGGGCCAGGUCCCCGUUCAUCUGCGCCCCAAGCAGAAGUACGCUCAGUACACUGGACCGCAGUACUAAAGCAUUGCGAUUUAUUUUGUCCCAUUUAGACCCGCCCUGACUACUCUCGUGCCCUCUUCUUCCCCCGCUAUAUGGGCUCCGUCUUAUUUUUUUAUCCCUGUUUUAUUUGGAUGCUCGACUGUCAAUCCGGUGUAUGUUUGUGUAAAUAUCUAUUGGCAUCAGGAAUGGUUAAAUGAUUUUCUGCUCAAUAUUCUCCUAUGGGGUAUAUCUCUUCCUUG
Molecule: messenger RNA, 729 nt
Organism: Penicillium canescens
Lineage: Eukaryota; Fungi; Ascomycota; Eurotiomycetes; Eurotiales; Aspergillaceae
Product: coiled-coil-helix-coiled-coil-helix domain-containing protein
Exons: 4
Coding region: 32-511 (159 amino acids)
Biological process (GO): mitochondrial electron transport, NADH to ubiquinone
Source: RefSeq, a predicted model, not a curated record